This is a messenger RNA of Papilio polytes (common Mormon), 701 nucleotides long. RefSeq names its product putative defense protein Hdd11 (gene irp2). Bases 86 to 589 code for a protein of 167 amino acids. The transcript has 5 exons. Gene Ontology annotation, molecular function: oxidoreductase activity, acting on metal ions. NCBI's taxonomy places the organism in Eukaryota, Metazoa, Arthropoda, Insecta, Lepidoptera, Papilionidae. The record is from RefSeq and is a predicted model, not a curated record.
GUUGCGAGGUCGCGAUAUUCGCUUGCAUUCGUUCCGCGAACACACCGCUUGCGCCUUGCAGUUACAGUAUAAAACAUUUAUAAAGAUGACUUGGUUCACGUACGUUGCGGUGGCUAUUGCUGUACUGGCCUACGCCGAUGGCUACUCCGUGGGCGCUCCGGAGAGUGCCUGUAAAGACAUGAUCCCCAGACAUCCCGUGCCCCCACAAAAGACGGCGCCCCCAUACAAAAUUACCACUAGCACUAAAGCGGUGAGGGCCGGCACUCCGAUAGAGGUCACGAUAGCUGGUAACAACGCGAAAGACACGAUGAGGGGCAUCCUGCUGCAGGCGCGUAAGGGAGACGACAUCGUGGGCACCUUCACCCUCGACCCUAAUGACUCCUUCGCGCAGCUUCUCAACUGUGGAGCCCCAGGAAACGCCAUCACCCACAAGAAGCACGACGGUAAUUUGGACAAACAGACAGCCACCUUCACGUGGACUCCAUCCGAAGACUUGGACGGAGAAAUUAAGUUCAGGGCCACGAUAGCGUACAAUGGGGCUGUGUUCUGGGUGGGCGUGGAGUCCGCUCCUGUCACCAUCACACACUAAUGUUAACUAACUACUUAGAUGUUAACUUACGUAUAAUUCGUAUUUAAAUGGUGAUAUCUCCUUGACUGUGAAAUUUAUUAUUUUUUCUUAAUUAAAUUGUAAAAACAUAAAA